CAUUACAGGAAGUAGCAAAAGGUAUGGGAAAUGAAAUGUGAGCAGUGUUUAUAAAAGAUGAGGUGCUUCAUCGAGUGAUGGGUUAAAAAAAUUUCAGAGAGCUAUUUGUGGCCUGCCGCUUUGCACGCCAAAUACAGACACAACAGCAUGAAGACGCUUCUUUUUCUAUUUCCUCAAUUCAACUACAUGGCCCCAAAGGAGGAAGCAUAUAUCAAAAUGCUUAGUACAGAAGAAUUGCAGGCACCAAAGAUGAAGGACGAUACUAGCAGACAAAAAGACAAGGAGAGGAAGAGCCGACUAAGCCUUUUUCUCACCAAGUCAGGCUCUCAUGAAAACGUCAGUCCCCAUAAAAAGACAAACACGACACCCAGCAACAUCUCACCAGAGGCAGCUUUCCAAUGGAGCGACUCCUUUGAAGAACUGCUAAAGCACUCAGAUGGAGUGGAAACCUUCUCUCAGUUCCUCAAGACAGAGUUUAGUGAGGAAAACAUUGACUUCUGGUUGGCCUGUGAAGAAUACAAGACCAUUGAUUCUGAGACGAAGCUGUUGUCCAAAGCCAAAUAUAUUUAUACAGUUUUCAUUGAAUCGGAGGCCCCUAAAGAGAUCAACAUUGACUACAACACCAAGAUGGCCAUCCAGAGGAGCAUAGCACAGCCCACAAAGAGCUGUUUUGAAGCAGCCCAGAUGAAAGUCUACAGCCUGAUGAAAAAGGACUCCUACCCCAGGUUCCUCCACUCUGACAUUUAUCUGCGUCUCACCAGGAGGAAAGGCCCGGGGGCCACCAUGUUUCGCAGAAGGUCACGCUCCUGUGUAUUCAACGACGAGGCCACUACCAAACCUUCGGCCUGGUUGUAGCAGCUCACUCAAUGUGCAAUGGAUUAUUAUACAGGAAAUAAUCCAUGGUUUGCAGCAGAAUUGUUGAAAUGUAAAGUGUGGUGUGGAGGUUUAUUAUCCACAGGUUUGCUUCUGCAAAGUGUGGGGUUUUUUUUAUAACCACAGGGAUCACAUUUGAUUAUCUCAUUUACAUAGUACCACGGCAACUUGCCAGCGAAAACAAUUGAAAGGAAUAGUUCGACAUUUUGGAAAAAUACGCUUAUUUGCUUUUGUCCAAGAGUUAAUUGAGAAGAUUGAUGCCACUCUCAUGUGUAAAUAUGGAACAACAGCCAGCAGCUGGUUAUAUUAUCUUAGCAUAAAGACUGGAAACAGAGGGAAACAGCUAGCCUGGCUCAGUCCAUUGGUAACAAAAUCCACCUAGCUGCACCUCUAAAGAUCACUAAUUAACAUGUUAUAUCUUUUUUGGUAAAUCUGUGCAAAAGCCAAAGAGUAAAAAUGACACGUUGCGGUGUUACAAGAGAUUAUGUGCCAUACUAUUUCUUUGCCGGGCGCCGUAACUUCCUGGAGUCUUCACUGGUUCGUCACAGUGACAAGGAACUCAAGGAAGUUUAGCUAGCUGUUUCCCAUCUUUAUACUAAGCUGAGCUAACUGGCUGCUAGCAAUAGUGGUAUCAAUCUUCUCAUCUUCUCAUCAUCUUCUUCAAGAAAGUGAAUAAGCAUAUUGCCCAGGAUGUCGAACUAUUCCUUUAAAGGUGGGGUAUGCGAUUCUGGAGAAAUCCAAUACCACAACAAAUACCAUGAUAGAGAGCGAACAACGACACAGUAUGCAAUAUAACUAGCGUUAGCUAGAUGUUUCCCAGAGCCAGCACAGCAGCUCCAGACAGCGAUACUCACAACUCUCCUGCUACUAUAGCUAACAUCACAACAACAGCAUAUCUUGGCAAACUAGCUGAAUGUCCGUGGGCAAGUCAAAAACGUUACCUGACGCACAAAUCGAGGCUGGAAUGGCUCCUAUUUACAGAGCCAGGGCUGUGUACAAACACCAGAUUUUUUUUUUUUCAGCGCACACACAGAACGGACAGCUAGCGGACCGUGGGGAGAUAGUCACUGAAUUUGACAAAAAUACGUGUACUGCAUUAGAAACACAUACCCCACCUUUAGGUACUGUACUACACAGCUGACACCAUUAGCCUUUCAGCUAUAAGAACAAGUUUAGAAUUAGAGGCCACUAUGUGAGAGCCAUGUGGUUAUCUGAAAAUAAUGGACACCCUCUGGCUAAUCAGAAUCGACUGCUUGUGGAUUUAACCUUUAUUGAUGGUUUUUAUAUUUUCUCAAAUCUUGCAAAACUUGAAUGGCAGUGGGAUAGUUGGGGACAGAAUCUCAGCUGAAGUGCCUCCAUGCUACUGACAGUAUUCAGCCAGCCGUACAGGCAGCCACACUGAGGUCAAUCUCCUGACUUCAGACACAUUAUGCUUCAAGUGCUUUGUCUUCCAAUCCAGCAAUAGCACCCUAUACAACAUUAAUACAGUUGAUAUGGCGUACAAGCUAAUUUGACCAUAUCUCAUUAAAAUGGAUUUGGGAUUUUAUCCCUGCACUGUCCAACCCCCUCCAGACUAACUUGCAGUGAAAGCCUGCAGCUGCCGUGACUGUAAAGCACUGAAACCUUUUAAUGAGGGAUAUCUAUCUCUCAUUUCUGUUAUUACUUAAAAUAUAUCCAAUUUUCACACACAGAAAAUGCAUAUAUCUUAUUUGAAUACUAAUAUCACAUAUUAAUUAUGAUUGCUGUUUUUCAGUUUGCUACCAUCUAAUAUAAUUUAUGUAUUACCAUGAUCAUAUAUGUUGCCUUGCUGUUGUAAAAUGUAUAUACUAUAAUAUGGCGAGUAACUCAAAUAAACACUUUCCUAUAAAAACACA
This is a messenger RNA of Siniperca chuatsi (mandarin fish), 2747 nucleotides long. RefSeq names its product regulator of G protein signaling 18 (gene rgs18). The coding region runs from base 148 to 855 and encodes 235 amino acids. The transcript has 5 exons. The record is from RefSeq and is a predicted model, not a curated record. Lineage: Eukaryota; Metazoa; Chordata; Actinopteri; Centrarchiformes; Sinipercidae.